This is a messenger RNA of Stegastes partitus (bicolor damselfish), 3297 nucleotides long. Its product is annotated as glutamate receptor ionotropic, kainate 5-like. NCBI's taxonomy places the organism in Eukaryota, Metazoa, Chordata, Actinopteri, Pomacentridae. Gene Ontology annotation, cellular component: membrane. The coding region runs from base 1 to 3297 and encodes 1098 amino acids. The record is from RefSeq and is a predicted model, not a curated record. Gene Ontology annotation, molecular function: signaling receptor activity; ligand-gated monoatomic ion channel activity. The transcript is spliced from 19 exons. Gene Ontology annotation, biological process: monoatomic ion transport.
AUGCCGGCUCUGCCAGCACUGCUGCUGUCGAUUUACGUCGUCGUCCUGCUGCUGACUAUGGCGCCUCUCUCCUUCAGCCAGGCCAACACCCUCUCAGCCGUCCGAAUGGCGGCCAUUUUGGAUGACCAGUCUGUGUGCGGCCGUGGCGAGCGUCUGGCGCUGGCUCUGGCGAGGGAGAACAUCAACAGUCUGAUGGAGGGCUCCUCCCAGGCGAGGGUGGAGGUGGACGUCUACGAGCUGCAGAAGGACUCCCAGUACGACACCACCGACACCAUGUGUCAGAUCCUGCCAAAGGGCGUGGUCUCUGUGAUCGGCCCCGCCUCCAGCCCCGCCUCCGGGUCGACCAUCAGCCACAUCUGUGGGGAGAAGGAGAUCCCUCACGUAAAGAUCGGUCCGGAGGAAACCCCGAAGCUGCCGUACCUUCGCUUCGCCUCGGUGACGCUCUACCCGAGCAACGAGGACCUGAGCCUGGCCAUCGGAUCCAUCCUGCGCUCCUUCGGCAACCCGACGGCCAGCCUCAUCUGUGCCAAAGCGGAGUGCCUGCUGCGGUUGGAGGAGCUGGUUCGCCGCUUCCUCAUCUCCAGGGAGACGCUGUCGGUGAGGAUGCUGGACGAGAGCCUGGACCCCACGCCGCUGCUGAAGGAGAUCCGUGACGACAAAGUGGCCACCAUCAUCAUCGACGCCAACGCCUCCAUCUCCUACCACAUCCUCAGGAAGGCGAACGAGCUGGGGAUGACGUCGGCCUUCUACAAAUACAUCCUCACCACCAUGGAUUUCCCUCUGCUCCGGCUGGACGACGUGGUGGGCGAUCAGUCCAACAUCGUGGGCUUCUCCAUGCUCAACAGCAGCCACUCGUUCUACCUGGAGUUCAUCAGGAGCCUCAACCUGUCCUGGAGGGAAGGCUGCGACAUCAGUCCGUACCCAGGACCGGCGCUGUCGUCGGCCCUGAUGUUCGACGCCGUCCAUGUGGUGGUGAGCGCCGUGCGGGAGCUGAACCGCAGUCAGGAGAUCGGAGUGAAGCCGCUGAGCUGCACCUCGCCGCUCAUCUGGCAGCACGGAACCAGCCUCAUGAACUACCUACGCAUGGUGGAGUACGACGGUCUGACAGGUCACAUUGAGUUCAACAGCAAAGGACAGAGGACCAAUUACACCCUGAAGAUCCUGGAGAAACACCCCGCGGGACAUAAAGAGAUUGGCAUUUGGUACUCCAACAACACAUUGGCCAUGAACUCCACCUCUCUGGACCUCAACGCCUCAGAGACUCUGGCUAACAAGUCGCUGAUCGUCACCACCAUACUGGAAAACCCGUACGUGAUGCGCAAGUCCAACUACCAGGACUUCCAGGGCAACGAUCAGUACGAGGGUUUCUGUGUGGACAUGCUGCGGGAGCUCGCCGACAUCCUCAAGUUCUCCUUUAAGAUCAAGCUGGUGGACGACGGGCUGUACGGAGCGCCGGAGCCCAACGGCAGCUGGACCGGGAUGGUGGGGGAGCUGAUCAACAGGAAAGCUGAUCUGGCGGUGGCCGGCUUCACCAUCACCUCGGAGAGAGAGAAGGUGAUCGACUUCUCCAAACCCUUCAUGACUCUGGGGAUCAGCAUCCUGUACCGGGUUCAUCUGGGUCGUAAACCAGGCUACUUCUCCUUCCUGGACCCGUUCUCUCCGGCUGUCUGGCUCUUCAUGCUGUUGGCUUACCUCGCCGUCAGCUGCGUCCUCUUCCUCGCCGCCAGGCUCAGUCCCUACGAGUGGUACAACCCUCACCCGUGUCUGCGGGAGCGGCGGGACAUCCUGGAGAACCAGUACACGCUGGGGAACAGUCUGUGGUUCCCAGUUGGCGGCUUCAUGCAGCAGGGCUCAGAGAUCAUGCCCCGAGCGCUGUCCACCCGCUGCGUCAGCGGCGUCUGGUGGGCGUUCACACUCAUCAUCAUCUCGUCCUACACGGCCAACCUGGCGGCGUUUCUCACCGUCCAGAGGAUGGAGGUGCCCAUCGAGUCUCCGGACGAUCUGGCCGACCAAACCAACAUCCAGUACGGCACCAUCCACGGAGGGUCCACCAUGACCUUCUUCAUGAACUCGCGGUACCAGACGUACCAGCGGAUGUGGAACUACAUGAACUCCAAGCAGCCCAGCGUGUUCGUGAAGAGCACCGAGGAAGGCAUCGCCCGCGUCCUCAACUCCAAGUACGCCUUCCUGAUGGAGAGCACCAUGAACGAGUACUACCGCAGCCUCAACUGCAACCUCACGCAGAUCGGCGGCCUGCUGGACACCAAGGGAUACGGCAUCGGCAUGCCGCUGGGUUCUCCGUUCAGAGACGAGAUCACUCUGGGAGUCCUACAGAUGCAGGAGAGCAACCGGCUGGAGAUCCUGAAGAGACGAUGGUGGGAAGGAGGACAGUGUCCCAAAGAGGAGGACCACCGAGCCAAAGGUCUCGGCAUGGAGAACAUCGGCGGCAUCUUCGUGGUCCUGAUCUGCGGCCUCAUCAUCGCCGUCUUCGUGGCCAUCAUGGAGUUUGUGUGGUCCACACGCCGCACCGCGGAGACGGACGAGGUGUCCGUCUGUCAGGAGAUGCUGACGGAGUUCCGUAACGCCGUCUCUUGUAAGAAGAGUUCCCGCUCUCGUCGCCGGCGGCCCCUGAGCAGUGCUGGGGGUGGAGUUCUCCGUCACCCGUCCCGCCUGGCCCUGGCCGGCCCUCGCCCCAUCCGCCUGGUCCGAGAGAUGCGACUCAGCAACGGCAAACUGUACAGCGGCGCCGGGCCGCUCACGGGCGGGUUGGCGGGGCUCGGGGGAUGCCCCGAUUUGGGCCCAGGGCCGCAGAGGCUCCUGGAGGACCCACUGGGUGUCAACGCCACCACCAGCACGCCCCCUCCUGCAUCAGCGCUGGUGGCUCCGCCCGCUCCGCCGCGCAGCUUCCUGCAGAGCUGCAGCCACGUGCGGAUCUGCCAGGAGUGCCGGCGGAUUCAGAGCCUGCGGCCGGUCACGCUCACUCCUCCCCCACCGCCUCCCCCAUCCUCAUCCUCCUCCGCCUCCUCCUGCUCCCGCAUCCCCCCCUCUGUGGCGGCGCCGGGCCACCACCAGCACCGCCACAACCCCCACCACCACCUCCACUACCACCACGGCUCCAUGUCGCUGCCCCGCCUCCCGCCGCCGCCUCCCCCGGUCUCAACAGACAGAGCCGACAGCGACGGGGGGACGGCAAGCCCGAGGCGAGCCAAAAACAAACCGGCGCCACCGCCCAGACCGGUGCCCCCCACCAAGACACCGACACACCCGCCGACGGACUUACUCGGGGGGCACGACUGA